GGCAAAGAGGCAGCUGAUCUUCGCCUUCGAGGCAGACGAGGAGCAGCCGACUGUUUCCCUGAGACAUCAACGUCGCCGAAAUUUCUUACUGACUGUAUAUCAAACAACGUGCCACAUACACUAUGGAAUAAUCGAAACCUCAUCUUCUUCCCAGUCACAAAUCCAUCUCAACUGUGACCCAUGACUGAGCCUUUUCUCCCUCUCCGCGAUGCGACCAUACAGGCCUGAAUCUUUUCUUUUCCGACAAGCCUCGCGGUAACUUGAGCGACCGGUGGCGUGAGAUCAUGGCCGGAAACCUUUUUUCUCGCCUCGUGCCCGGCAGGGACGACGACCGGUCCUACUACGACCAGCUGGCAGAUGACGAUGUUGACAUCGAGAACCGCGCGGGCCUUGCCUUAGAUGAAGAGAACUUAAACCAUCAGUUCUAUGAAGAUGAUCUUGCCAUCGAAGACAGCCGCAUAUCGACUGCGAGCGUAGUUCCUCCACUGAAAGACGGUCGACGCGGACAACAAGGCAAGCGCGGCAGACCUGAAGCUGGCUCAAGAUGGCUAGCCGCAGAAGACGACGGUGAGAAUGAAGUGCCGGCUUCGUUGUUGGUAGAACCUGGUAUGAAUACCGCAGCGGCAAGGCAAAAUCCACGGAGGUCUGGACCUCAACCCAACAGGCAACCCGUGCCGGGACCCUCAAACCGAAGGACGCAAGCGCAGUGGGAGACUGCGCAAGCCCAGCAGAGAUUACAUCAAGAUGAUGAAUACGGCCGCAUUCCAAAGACGGCCCAGUCAACGACCCCGCAGAGACUGGGCGUCUUUAAUCCCAAAGAAAAGGCCAUGUUCAGAUGGGCUAAUGUCUCCAAUCUUGACAUUUUCAUCAACGAUGUAUACGCCUACUACCUGGGAGCCGGUAUAUGGUGUAUUCUACUAGACCGAGCCUUGCAUCUGCUGAAAGGCAUCUUCAUCGCCAGUUUGUUGACGCUACUCACACAAUGCGUCGACUACAGCAAGCUGCGCGAAAGCAAGAGCAUGUCGCAAAUCAUGAUACCCAAGUGCACUAAGAACAUGUGGGGGAUCUGGAAUCUGGGCCUGUGGCUUUGCAGCUUCUAUGUCAUCUGGAAAUCGAUUCAGUUCGUUCUUGACAUACCGCGGCUGCUGCACAUUCGCGACUUCUACAUUCACCUGCUGGAGAUCCCGGAGGAGGACAUGCAAACCGUUUCUUGGCAGGAUGUUGUGUCGAGGAUAACUGGACUGCGUGAUCAGAACGUCAGGACGGCUACUCAUUUUACGCCUUCUCAGCGCCGGUUCCUAUCCCAGCAAACGGGGCGGCAGGUGGGUCAAGCCAAAGAACGGCUUGAUGCUCAUGAUAUUGCGAACAGGCUCAUGAGACGUGAGAACUACAUCAUUGCCCUGUUCAAUAAGGACACCCUCGAUCUAACGGCGGGUAUCCCUUUCCUACGGCAUCGCCCCUUCUUCUCCCGGACACUGUUGUGGACCCUCCAGUUUAGCAUUCUGGAUCUGGUGUUCAACGAAUCCAACCAGGUGCAUCAGCGCAUUCUCAAGUCGGAUCACCGAGGACAGCUCAGCCGCGAGCUUCGUACUAGGUUCGCAUUUGCUGCAACUAUGAACCUGAUAUUGGCUCCUUUUGUUGCUGCGUUCCUGAUGAUUGAUUUCAUCUUUACGUACUUCCACGAAUUCAAAACAAAUACUGCUUCGGCUGGCACAAGACAAUACACGCCGCUUGCGGAGUGGAAGUUCAGAGAGUUCAACGAACUACCCCAUCUCUUCAAGGAACGACUGAAUAUGUCAUAUCCAUAUGCGAAACACUACAUCGAUCAGUUCCCCAAGAUGAAGACAGAGUUGGCCGCACAGACUGUCAGAUUCUUUGCGGGAGCGCUCAUUGCGGUCCUUGCCAUUGUCGGCUUUUCGGACCCUGAAAUGUUCGUCGACUUUGAGAUAUUACCCGGUUUCAACGCCUUCGCCUUCCUUGCCGUAUGCACCACCACGUUUGCCGUGGCUCAGGGCAUGAUUUCGGAAGAGAACGACGUUUUCGAUCCCGAGUACGCGAUGCGUAAUGUCAUCGAGUAUACCCAUCACGAGCCAGAACAAUGGCAAGGACGUCUUCACAGCUAUGAUGUGAAAAUCGAGUUCGCAGAGCUGUACAAGCUGAAGAUUGUCAUCUUUCUAGAGGAAAUUCUUGGCAUUCUCGUGACGCCUCUGGUCCUGUUCAUCAGCUUGCCCAAGUGCGCCGAUCAGAUCAUCGACUUCUUCCGCGAAUUUACCAUCCACGUGGACGGGCUGGGUUAUGUAUGUUCGUUCGCAGUGUUUGACUUCAAGAAGGAUCCACGAAACGCCAGACAAGCUAACACCAUGGAUGCCCGCGAGGAUUAUUACGCGACCAAACACAACAAGAUGCAGGCUUCUGUACAUGGUUUCUUAGACAAUUAUGUGUAUAACCCCAGGAGUGGUUUGCCUGGGAACCCGCUGGGCCCUGCUGGACGACAUCAGUUCCAUCCCCCACCCGCAUUCCCAGGUCUCAAUUCUCCCACGCUGGCAGCAGACAUGCGAGCUUCGCGACUGGGCCACAGCGAACGCCCACGAAGUCGUGCCCCACCCGCUUCUCAACAAUCAGGCAAGACUCCUCGCUUCGGUCCAGCUCUGCCCCAGCCAUCACCAAUGGCAUCGAUGCUCCUCGAUCCUCACCAUCAGCCAUCCGCGUCACUGAUUGCGGCACGGGGUGCUCAGCGUGCGCGACAGCAGCGUGCCCCUUAUCUGGGCGAGGCAGGUAUUACCGAGGAAUCGAUGGAAGGCACAGUAACACGAAACAGACUCCAGCGUCAGGGUACCACCUUUACAGACGAAGAAGUCGAAGAAAGUGUAGCGCGUCUUGGCGAAUCGACGUGGGAUGGUUCACCCGGACAAGGUCUAAGCCGUGAGAAUAGCGCCGUUGCUAUGGAUGGCGACGACGGGCCUGGUGUCGUCAAGCUCUUGAAGCAGUUUCAGCAGGCUCAUAUGAAUCCUCGAGGUGGAGGAGUCCUUUAGAAGAGAGGCAGGUGGUCUUGAUGAGACAUUCACAAGUGGCAACCUGCUUGUAUUUUGGUGUUAGGUUGGUCACUUUGGGAAUGGUUAUUAGCACCUGUCUACAGCACAUGUGCAUUUUGGUCUGGCUCCUGUCAUCAGAGCUGGCGUUGGGAUUACGUUGGACAUUGAGCAUUAUAGACGCAUGAUGAUGGUAUUCUGGAAUAGGCGAGGCGUGUUUUGCUCAUCGAGUUAGUCCCAUCUGAGAACAUUGGACUUCCGAUAGUGAUAAGAUUCGAUAUGAUGUUGGUUUUGUUCCACAAUAGAACUCUUGAGUCCUCUGUGUAUGUCCAAGUACGGCUACCAUGACACCCAGCAAGCAAAUAGAACAUAUUGUGUCUGCCACUGACUAAGUAGGCCGAAAAUCCCGUAGCCUGGGUACCAUACUAGCUUACAAACAUGACCCCAAAGAAUUCUUCCUAGUGGAAACCUUUUUAUUCUUG
Pseudomassariella vexata is the source of this 3511-nucleotide messenger RNA. RefSeq names its product autophagy protein Apg9. NCBI's taxonomy places the organism in Eukaryota, Fungi, Ascomycota, Sordariomycetes, Amphisphaeriales, Pseudomassariaceae. The coding region runs from base 285 to 3032 and encodes 915 amino acids. Gene Ontology annotation, cellular component: autophagosome; phagophore assembly site. The transcript is spliced from 3 exons. Gene Ontology annotation, biological process: autophagy of mitochondrion; protein localization to phagophore assembly site. The record is from RefSeq and is a predicted model, not a curated record.